This is a messenger RNA of Dreissena polymorpha, 1560 nucleotides long. Its product is annotated as collagen alpha-1(I) chain-like. NCBI's taxonomy places the organism in Eukaryota, Metazoa, Mollusca, Bivalvia, Myida, Dreissenidae. The transcript is spliced from 6 exons. The record is from RefSeq and is a predicted model, not a curated record. Bases 182 to 1297 code for a protein of 371 amino acids.
UUUUCGAAUUUACCGUGUAUAAAUUAACCGAUGAUAGCCCACAAUGUUUUAUUUACUAAUGAUCUGAAACAUGCUGUAUCCCUUAAUCUGGAAACUGUACCGUUCCGUUAUUGUUAGUAAAUCAUCAGAUAUAAAUAAUAACUUACACGUUAAAUACUCUAUUUACGAACAAUAAAAUAAAAUGACAGGGAAAAGUGUUUUUGACAUAAUUUGUUGUCAAAUCGAUGCGUUAAAACUUUUCCAGUACGCCUCGAUGCAUUUAGCCCUGCUCCGCCCCUGCAUUAGACUGACAGACAAAACCCCUCGCCGAAAGUGCCACGCCAUCAGAUCGCCUUCAGUUCUGUGCCGGCAGUAUCUAUCUAACACUACCGGAACAAUGUUGGGCGGCAUCUUGCUCUUAGUCGUCGGCGUGUCGCUGGCCGCUGCCGAUAUCCGCUCGGAUAUUGCGGAGCUUCAGGCACAAGUGCAGAGAGACAGGGCCGAUAUCGAGCAAUGGAUGAAGCGUAUCGAGGACCUCGAGGGCAUCAUCAAGGAGGAGAAGGAGAUAAUUUCUCGCCAGAAGAGACACGGAUACCGGUACGGGGUACCCAUGGCAUUGAUGGUUGCAGGCGCUAAGGGACCCGCUGGUGCGCCUGGUAAACCAGGCAAGAACGGCGCCGCUGGCCCUGCAGGCGAGGAAGGAAAUAAGGGAAUCAAGGGAGACCGCGGCGCACGUGGCCCACCCGGCCCCUAUGGACCAUAUGGAGCGGAGGGACCGGAGGGUGAGCAGGGCGUCCAAGGACCACCAGGUGUAGUCGGCCAGACAGGAUACCCAGGGGUACCCGGUGAGCAGGGUGAAGAAGGCGCAGCCGGGGUCAAUGGCGUGGAUGGAGCCCCGGGGGCAAAGGGCGUGACCGGAUACGAGGGACCACAGGGAUUCCCCGGCUACCCAGGAGAGAAAGGAGGUAGAGGCAUUUCAGGACCACCAGGAGAUGCCGGGGAUCAAGGUGAGCAGGGACAGCAGGGCGCACAUGGAAUGCCCGGAGAGCGCGGACAACAAGGCGCGGACGGUGCAGGAGGACCACAGGGACCAACAGGCGUCCCUGGAGGCAAGGGUCCCCGCGGAUAUCAAGGCGCUCCGGGCGAGACCGGCCCACAGGGAGCACCAGGGCCCGCCACCUACUACCAAGUCCGAUAUGUCGCUCAGGCACCCGUAUACUACGCUGCAGCACCCUCGAAAUACGCUGUCGCCGCUCCUUCCAAAUACGCUGUCGCCGCUCCUUCCAAAUACGCUGUUGCCGCUCCCACGAAGGGUUAACCGACUUAUCCAAUGCGAUGACACCUGGUUUUAUCGUUAUCUAAGAGCAAUUAUAUCGCUAUAUUUAAUACACAUAAUUGUUAGAUAUUAUACAUUGGUUGAACAUUGUAAAUUAGCUUUGAAUUUUACAUAUACAUGUAUUGGAAGCAGUACUAAAUAUUGAAAUUUUACUUGUAUAUUAAAUAAAUCGACUGAUUAAUUUGUUUGAAAGAUUCCGUUAGUUCUCUGUUAACGCCGAUGGACAUUAAUAAACUAUUCAUUAA